AUGGUGGAUCAUCAGGAAUUGGCAAGGGUAGUUAUCAGCGAUAAGAAAGACGAAUAUUUUGUAUUUCCCCCAAUUAAUCACGAGAAUCUGAAUCUCUUAACAAUUCAGCAAACCCCAUCUUCCUCUGAUUGUGACAAGUGGGGUCAAUAUUCUUCUCUCUCCCCACCGCUCGAUUCUAGCCUCCGGAAAGGUGGGUGGAUGAGCAUUGGCUUCCAGAUCUUGCGUUCCAAGUUCUUUUCCGCGGUUUCCUCUAUUCGGAACCCUGGAGGGGCAAUUCGGUCAUAUGGGUUACCAGCGGCCAUGGUGGUUAUCAUAGUCCUGAUGUUGAUGAAGAGGAAGGAGAGUAGGAGGGACCUCACACCCAAUCAGUCCCGUCUUCUGCAAAUCAUUCUGGAGAAAGAUGGGAAAAUUGCCCAACUUUUGCACCAGAUUGCACAAAUGAAUGAAAUACUCAUAGAUAGUCACAAAGCUUUGGCUGGAAAAGUGGUUAAAUGA
This is a messenger RNA of Vicia faba (fava bean), 495 nucleotides long. The record is from the annotation of a GenBank genome assembly. Lineage: Eukaryota; Viridiplantae; Streptophyta; Magnoliopsida; Fabales; Fabaceae.